AUGGAUGCAAAUGCAGAAGUGAGGACUAGAGGCGUGAAGGCCACAGUGAAAAGCGCAGGGCGGGGGCGAGAUAUGCGCCACAGGAAAUAUUCAAAUAAGGUUCACAUUCGGACGCGUGUUGCCGAGUGGAGUUGGGUGUUCAAUGACCGUCAGCUCACCCAACUGUUCCUCUCUCCUCUCUUCUUUCCUGCCAUCUCCCUCCACGCCAACAGGUCAGCCUCAUCCGUCGCUACUCUCGCCCACACCCGCCUACAAGUUCCUUCUGACACCGAUCGUUGCCAGAUCCCCCGUCGGUGGGCACGGAAGCGACAAGCCAAGACCCGACAGCGAUCACCCCGGUUGCAAUCAACCGCCCUAUAUCAUUGUGUCCUCGUGCCCUUUCGAUCAGCAUACAUGUACUCGUCCUCCGCCAAAGCAUAUCGCCCCCACCACUCCUCUCGUCCUUCCAACCAUAGAGCCAGAUCCAGCUCAGAUCCAUUCUCCGAUCCUAUAUAUCCCGCCCCUACCGUUGCCUAUUCCAGAUCAGACGCCCCGCCGCCUCCACCCAAACAACAACAGUACAAGAAGUCCACAAGGCAGUACACUGACUCUCGCGACCCGCGUAUGCUCGAGUCAGCCGUGCGCGACACCGUGACGGUCCGUCCAGUCGAUACCCCCUCCAGGACAAGGAUGGGCAGAAGUCAAACAGGUGGGGUUCCAACGAACGUCGGCGGCUCCAGACACGCUCCACCCCCAACUAGACGCUCCUAUUCUCAGGACUCUGCAACUCGCGCCGCAGCCGCCAUGGAAAAGUCUCGCAAGGCAGGCGCCAAGAACAAGAAAGGUUCUACUCAUGCGGACGUCAUUGACAGACUCGACUUCACAGGUGUUGGUCCGAUGUUCCAUCACGAUGGACCCUUUGAUGCCUGCGCCCCAUCUCGCAAUCGCCAUAAAUCCAAGGCGCCGAUGAUGGCUUGGACUUCUCCAGAAGAUGAUGGGCCCAUGUCUGCGGCUCAGCUACGUGCUGAUCGUAAACGAGGCCUGCCCGAUGUAGCUGGACUUCGCGAGUCUCCUUACCCCACCUUUGGAGCCGACACUGACCCUUACGGGACUCAGAAGAACGCAAAGCAAGUGGACCGCAUCGCGGAAGCAUGGGGUAUGCAUGAACCCGAGCCAUAUGAAGAGUUCUUCGGAAGCGGAGCCGGCCACGGCACAGGAGACAAUUCCGCUGCAAGUUCAAUCUACGGAGGGUACGAAAGCCACUAUCAUAACGCGAGGAACAGACCUCAAGGGCGCGAAUUACGUGAAACAUACGCUGAAGACGCGCAGCCAAGGAAGGCAAAGGUCCGCGUACCUCCACCACAGCCGUUGAACUUGCCUGGUACUGGCCGGUCAACCUCCUUGGAUGCUCCAUCUAACUCGUUGCCAUCGCCUCCCCUCACUGGCUCGCCAGGUGCGCCAAAGAGGAGCAAGUCGCUUAUGCAGAGAAUCAAGAAGAUGCGUGAUCAACCGAAUGUCCCAGUUGAAGCCGUGCAAGGCGAUGGAAAUCAGUCGCCACCUUCAUCGAGCGAGAAUUAUCCGCCAGGCGGAUACUCUGAUGGAGGCCGGCCGAGUCGUCCGACACAUCGUCAGCAGAAUUCAUUCUUUGGCCGUUUUGGUGGUCGAAAUGCAAGUGCGAAUGCUGGGGCGACAUCGCCUUCACCGGACAUGAAUGAAUCGUAUGUUUAUGUGGAGAGAUCGACAAACAACAAGGCGCUGCCACCCCGUCCAGCUGAAACACCCAUAACACCACUCAACGGACAUGAAAAGGAUGGUUAUUUCGACGGCCCGCACUCGCCUGGCGGAACACCAAUGAGCCCCGGAAAUGGACUUGGACGGAAGACUAGCCUUCUCAAGAGAGUGAGAGGCGCGGUACGUGUUGGUGGUAAAUAG
Molecule: messenger RNA, 1911 nt
Organism: Fomitiporia mediterranea MF3/22
Lineage: Eukaryota; Fungi; Basidiomycota; Agaricomycetes; Hymenochaetales; Hymenochaetaceae
Exons: 3
Coding region: 1-1911 (636 amino acids)
Cellular component (GO): cytoplasm
Source: RefSeq, a predicted model, not a curated record